Molecule: messenger RNA, 414 nt
Organism: Porites evermanni
Lineage: Eukaryota; Metazoa; Cnidaria; Anthozoa; Scleractinia; Poritidae
Source: the annotation of a GenBank genome assembly
AUGAGCUCUCAAGUAGUAGAUGGCCUGUCUAAAUGCAGAGUCAAUUUAUCAAAUCAUUUUCUUAAAACUCUAGAGAAAUUUAAAAUAAGAUACUCAGGAUUGUAUUACCAUUUGUCCUACAAGAAUGAUUAUCUGAACAGAGUUAUACAAAAUGAACAUGACUACACAAAACUAAAUCCUCUAGCAAACCUGGAACAAAAAUCCAAAACACCUUCUGAGUAUGAGUAUAGAUGGCACUCUUCAUUGAUAGCCAAUUCUAACAACUUCAACCAAGAUAAUUGCACAGUGGGACAGCCUACUUCAAAAUGUCAAGAGCAAAUAUUAUAUGCAGAUAAAACUCAAGAGUUGUUAGAAUUGCUUACAAACUCUAAAGAUGAGAUUAUAACGGCAAGGUCCCUCAGCUUAAAGAAAUGA